This is a messenger RNA of Carica papaya (papaya), 2910 nucleotides long. RefSeq names its product cytochrome B561, amino-terminal protein. Lineage: Eukaryota; Viridiplantae; Streptophyta; Magnoliopsida; Brassicales; Caricaceae. Gene Ontology annotation, cellular component: membrane. The record is from RefSeq and is a predicted model, not a curated record.
UUUAAAAAAAAGGGUUUCAAACUUCAACCCCAAUCCCCUCCAAAACUGCCCGUUUUAGGCAGCAAAUUGUUUCUAAAGGACUUGAGCUCGAAACCAGUGUCAUCAACUCCGAGAACAAAAGAGGAAGAAGAAGAGGAAUCGCAUCAAUUCUAGAACCCAAACCCUAGCUACUAUUGUCAAUCCAUUACCAUGGAAUCAGGGGCGAGAGACAACAAGAGCUCGCCUCCAUUGCAGCCCUCGAAGUUCACAGUGUACCAGAAUCCAGCCCUGUCCGCUGCCCUCACAGCCAACAGUCUCCAGCCCUCAAAUCCUACUAUCGUCUUCAUCUUUUCUCUUUCCUCCGCUUCCGCCUUCGCUCUCCUUUCCUUCAUUUCCAGGGAAAAUGGGGUGAUUGACAUAUUGAGGGUCAGAAGUUUAUCUGAGCAGGCAGCUUAUUUGUUUGUCAAGGUUAUGCAGAUUGCAGUGAGCUUGAUCUUUCUUGGCACUGUAAUUGCAUUGUUCAAAGCCAUUUCUCUUCGUAGAGCAAAAAAUGCUGUUGGCGUGCCGGUUAAGUCUUCCUCUGAAGGAAUAAAGGACAGGCAACAACUAACAAAUCGUCAGCUAGAGCUUUUGGGAAUGAAGUCAAAGGUGGAUCAAGUUGUAGCUGAUUCUUCCAAGAAACCGCCCAAGUCCAAGCCCGUGUCACCUUCUGAUGUACUUGUUCCAUUACAUCAUCCAAUUACAAGUUUGACUCACAUGCCUCGAGUUGGCUCUGAUAAAUCAAGCACUAGUAGUGGGAAUAAGAUGAACUCUUUUGGCACUCCAUCCAAACAACACGCUUCCCCCUCAUCUUUUUACCUUGUACCUGCUAGCAGUUCACCUCUACCUUCUGUUCAAACUUCACCUGGGUGUGAUGCAGUGGUCACCCCCUGGUCAAAUAAACGAGCCCCCUCCACCAAAGAGAUAAUAACAGAACAACAGCUUGAACAAUUCUUGGCUGAAGUAGAUGAGAAAAUUACUGAAUCAGCAGGAAAACUAGCAACACCACCACCAACUAUUGGCAGUUUUAGCGUGGCUAGUCCCAAUACUGUUGCAAGUUCAGCUAAUAAAUCAGGAACUACAAGGAGUACACCACUGAGGCCAGUGAGGAUGUCUCCUGGUUCUCAGAAGUUUACGACUCCCCCGAAGAAAGGAGAGGGUGAUAUUCCACCACCAAUGACCAUGGAAGAGUCUGUGGAAGGUUUUGAGCAUUUGGGCAUCUAUCCUCAAAUUGAGCAGUGGCGAGAUGGCCUUAGGCAAUGGUUCUCUUCAGCAUUGCUUAAACCUCUUCUCAACAAGAUAGAAACGAGUCAUAUUCAGGUGAUGCAAGCAGCUGCUAAGCUUGGUGUUUCAAUCACAAUUAGUCAAGUGGGAAGUAGCUUACCAAUCAGUGGAGCUCCUACCACUGCCUCUCCAAUUGAUGGGUCAAAGGAAUGGCAACCGGCAUAUAGUCUUGAUGAAGAUGGACUUCUUCAUCAAUUACGUGCAACUCUUGUGCAAGCCAUUGAUGUUUCCGUGCCAAAGUUAUCUUUGGCAAAUCCACAGCAGGCCCAACAGCAAAAUCCUUUGGUCCCAAUCAUGCAGGAGUGUGUAGAUGCCAUCACUGAACAUCAAAGGCUUCAGGCUUUGAUGAAAGGGGAAUGGGUGAAAGGUUUGCUACCACAAAGCAGUGUUCCUGCAGAUUAUACAGUGCAAAGGAUCAAAGAGCUUGCUGAAGGAACUUGUGUGAAGAAUUACGAGUAUCUUGGAAGGGGAGAGGUUUAUAACAAGGAUAAGAAGUGGACAUUUGAGCUUCCAACUGAUUCUCACUUGCUCUUGUACUUAUUUUGUGCAUUUCUGGAGCAUCCAAAAUGGAUGCUACACGUGGAUCCUAUGUCCCAUGCUGGAGUUCAGUCUAGCAAGAACCCCUUGUUCUUGGGUGUUUUGCCACCAAAAGAGAGAUUUCCUGAGAAGUACAUUGCUGUCAUAUCUGGGGUUCCUUCAACUCUUCAUCCAGGAGCUGGUAUAUUGGUUAUCGGAAGGCAAAACCCUCCAUUUUUUGCUUUGUACUGGGAGAAGAAGCUGCAGUUCUCUCUUCAGGGAAGAACAGCAUUAUGGGAUUCCAUUUUGCUUUUAUGCCACAGGAUUAAGGUUGGAUAUGGAGGUAUCGUUCGGGGCAUGCAUCUUGGUUCUUCGGCCUUGAACAUCCUUCAAGUUCUGGAUUCUGAAACUGAAGACUAAAUCCUGUUCAGGCAUACCAAAAUUCUGCUUGGUAAUGCCUGCUUAGUGCAGACAUAACAGCUAAGGAAAUCCAACACGGAGAUCAACUGGGUUCAUAUGUGAGCAUUGGUUUGUAGUUUGAUUUGAAAGGUUGUUCGCAUUGAUUUCCCAGAGAGCUCUUUUGGCGUUUGACACAGAUUGAUAUUCAAAAAGUACGAUGGUCCAACUAAUGACAAGAGUUGUAGUUGCUUAGGUGAGAUUAUAGAGGGGGUUCUUGCGUUCUCUCUCAAAGAAAAGAUCAGGCAAUGGUUUCUGCCCACGCUUUUAGUUAUGAAAUUCUUAGACGAAGAGGGAGUGAACAAUCGAAUCAAGUACGAAUAUUUUGGUGAAACCUUGAAUUUUUCCAAGUAGACAACCUUGGGUUUGCUAAUCCAGCUGAUGAGUUCUUAUCUGAGCAUAUUUAGAUUUUCCUGUGAAGAAUAUUUUUGUAGGUCAACUCUCUCUCUCUCUCUCUCUCUCUUUUUCGAUCUCGAUCUCUCUCUCUAUCUCUCUGGCUUCUCCAUGCCAGCUUUUCUUCCAUGGAGAUUCUGUUCAUUGGGAGAAAAUCUCUGGACAUAUAUCCGGGUGAACUUGUUUGGAAUCAUUUACAGCACCAGAAUCUCUGUAAAUGGACUAGACUGCAAAGCUACCAUA